CAGAGCUCCACGGAAGCCCAAGCACCUCGACUGCGAGAGGCCCAGCGUGGCCAGGGUGGCACAACCUUCCUUCCUCCGUGCACACAGCAAGAUUGCCAUUGGCCGUGUGAGUCCACCAGCAGCUUCUGUGUCCCACUUGUCUUUAAUAAGGAAAGGAGUGUCCCUGUCACAUACAGGGAAAAAAAAGAAUGCUCCUUUGGGUGUUAGUCCUCCUAAUCCUCUGUGGUUUUCUGUGGAAUUAUAAAAGACAACUAAAGAUUACAGACAUCACUGAUAAGUACAUCUUUAUCACUGGGUGUGACUCGGGCUUUGGAAACUUGGCAGCUAGAACUUUUGAUAAAAAAGGAUUUCGUGUAAUUGCUGCCUGUCUGACCGAAUCAGGAUCAACAGCUUUGAAGGCAGAAACCUCAGAGAGACUUCACACUGUGCUGCUGGAUGUAACUAACGCAGAACAUGUCAAGAGGACCGCCCAGUGGGUGAAGAACCAUGUUGGGGAAAAAGGUCUCUGGGGCCUGAUCAAUAACGCUGGUGUUGUCGGCGUGCUGGCCCCCACAGACUGGCUGACAGUGGAGGACUACAGAGAACCUAUUGAAGUGAACCUGUUUGGACUCAUCAGUGUGACAUUAAAUAUGCUUCCCUUGGUCAAAAAAGCUCGAGGGAGGGUUAUCAAUGUCUCCAGCAUCGGGGGUCGGCUUGCAUUCAGUGGUGGGGGAUAUAGCCCAUCCAAAUAUGCAGUAGAAGGCUUCAAUGACUGCUUAAGACGGGACAUGAAAGCUUUUGGUGUGCACGUCUCAUGCAUCGAACCUGGAUUGUUCAAAACAGAAUUGUCAGAUCCAAUAAAGACAACUGAAAGAAAACUCGCCAUUUGGAAGCAUCUGUCUCCAGAUAUCAAACAGCAAUAUGGAGAAGAUUACAUUGAAAAAAGUUUCAGUAAACUGAAAGUCAACACUACAUACUUUUUCAAUGCGGACCUCUCUCUCGUGGUAGAGUGCAUGGACCAUGCUCUAACAAGUCUCUUCCCUAAGACUCGUUAUGCUGUUGGAAAAGAUGCCAAGAUUUUCUGGAUACCUUUGUCUCACAUGCCAACAGUUUUGCAAGACUUUUUAUUGCUGAAACAGAAAACUCAACUGGCUAAUCCCAAGGCAGUGUGACUCAGCUGACCACAAAUGCCUGCUCCAGGCUAUGAGAUUGGCUGAUUUCAAGAACUCAUCUCCUUUUCAGUCCCAUUCCUUGCCUAAUCCAACCUGGACUCAUUGACAUCAUCCUUCUUUUGAUAGAAGAAGAGGUCCCAUGAUCACUGGUGAUGUCCCAGUGUUCCUUCUCAAGCCUUUUUUCAAAAGAAGGGCCAGGAUGAACAUCACCUAGGCAAGUCCUGCCCAAUAUGUAGACUUCAUCUGCUUGACAUGAUGUAAGGGAAACUCAAAGACUUCCCCAUCCAAGGCGAUCUCCACCACUGCCUGCCCCAUGCUUAGAGUCCCCAGCAUUUAGAAUAACUCCUGGAUGUUAAAUACUGUCCCUUUUCAAAACAUUAAGAGAUAAGUAGAAUAUUUUCAUAAGUAGCUUAGACACGCUCUGUUAUCUUGCUGAGAAUAAGACUCCAAGGACUGGAGCUCUGUUCUGUAGAGAUGGGGUUUUGCUAUGUUGCCCAGGCUGAUCUUGAAAUGCUGGCCUCAAGUGAUCCUCUGCAUUGGCCUCCCAAAGUGCUAGGAUUACGGGCGUGGGCCGCCAUGCCCAGCCCCCUGGAGCUCUGUUCUGAUUACCUUUGGUGGGGACAAGAAAAGGAAGAGCAAUAAAGCCUUAUGUGACACCGGUAUAAGCUAAAGGGAGCAGAAAAACACUAGGUAGAACUGCAAGGGAAGAAAAAGAUAGGAAAAGAAAUAGGAGGACUGCAAAAAAGAAUAUAUAUAUGAAAAUGGAGAGACUUCAAGACAAGCCUUCCUAUUCUAGGGGACGCUAUGGAGCAGCGAUCUCCAACUUUUUCCGCACUGGAACCGGUUUCGUGGAAGACAUGAGGGAGGGUGGGAGUGGAGCUCAGGCGGUGACGUGAGCAAUGGGGAGCUGAGUGGCUAUAAACACAGAUAAACCUUCGCUAGCUCACCUGCCGCUCACCUCCUGCUCUGCAGCCCGCUGCCCCCCUUCCUAAGUUUCAUGGAAGACAAUUUUUCCACGGAAAGGGUUGGAGGGAGGGUCGGGGGAGGCAGUGUUCGGGCAGUGAUGGCGGGUUCCUAACAGGCCACGGACCAGCGGUGGAGACCCGGGGAUUGGGGACCGCAGCUAUAGAGGAUAAAUACCUUACUCAAAGCUACAGUGAACAGUGAUGCACACAGUUUUUUGGUGGAAAGAUGUAAUAACAGAGUAACUAAUCAUUCCAAAAAAAGAAAAAUGUAGAAUAUUUAGUUGAUUCCAGUGAUUGUAAAAGUCACAGGACCCAGAAUAUGUGGCACAACUUACACCUGAGAUGGUUGGAAAUCCUGCGUUUGAAUGUCUCUGAUGCCCCAUGAAAAUAUGGAGCUAAAUUAAAACGCUCUCUUUAGCCUACAUUUACAGUGAGAUUAGAUCCACGUCUUGUUCUUUUUUCUUUUCUUUUUUUUUAAUGCGUCGGGGGCGGGGGGUGUCUUCCAGUUAGGACUGAAAA
Lemur catta (Ring-tailed lemur) is the source of this 2635-nucleotide messenger RNA. RefSeq names its product dehydrogenase/reductase 9 (gene DHRS9). The record is from RefSeq and is a predicted model, not a curated record. The transcript has 5 exons. Bases 189 to 1151 code for a protein of 320 amino acids. Lineage: Eukaryota; Metazoa; Chordata; Mammalia; Primates; Lemuridae.